AUGGCUUCCUCCGAGCCUGAGCCUGAGCGGCAACAUGCUUCAGAAUCUGUGACCCCGGAGAAACAGAUGGAACAAAUGAAUAUGCAAGACCCGGAAACUGCAAUGGACCAUGCGGUGGUGGGGAAACCGUGGAUGUAUAAGCCCAUGAUGAAAAUUGGCAAUUGGGAGGCUCCCUGGUUCGCGUCGCCCGAAACGCAAUUGAUUCUCGUCUCCUUUGUCUGUUUUCUAUGCCCUGGCAUGUACAACGCGGUGAGCGGCUUAGGAGGUGGUGGUCAAGUCAAUGCGACCGAUGUGAACAAUUCCAACACCGCCCUAUACAGUACCUUCGCCGUUGUUGGCUUCUUUGCCGGUUCCAUUGCCAAUCGCAUUGGUCUGCGUCUGACCCUGUCUCUCGGCGGAUUCGGCUAUUUUCUCUAUGUUGCCGCACUUCUCUCUUAUAACAUCAACCAGAAUGCGGGCUUUCUCAUUUUUGCCGGUGCCCUACUCGGUGUUUGUGCCGGUCUGCUGUGGUGUGCCCAAGGUGCCGUGAUGAUGAGUUAUCCUCAUGAACAUGAGAAGGGCAAGUACAUUGCCAUCUUCUGGGUGAUUUUCAACCUGGGUGGAGUCAUUGGCAGUCUAAUCCCGCUGGGCCAGAACAUGCAUAGUACCGCCGGCAGUGUGAACAACGGCACCUACAUCGCUUUCCUGGUGUUGAUGGCAGUGGGAUUUGCCCUUUGCUGGACCAUCGCCGACUCCAAGUAUAUCAAGCGCAAGGACGGUUCACGUAUCAUUGUGAUCAAGAACCCCACGUGGAAGUCCGAGUUCCUGGGUCUUUGGGAGACUUUACGCACCGACUUUUACAUCGUUCUCAUGUUCCCCAUGUUUUUUGCUAGUAAUUGGUUCUACGGCUACCAAUUCAAUUCGGUCAAUCUCGCCUACUUCACCGUUCGCACUCGGGCUCUAAACAGUCUCCUGUACUGGCUGAUGCAGAUGGUCGGUGCCUUUGUUUUUGGCCAGCUUCUGGAUAUGAAAUUUCUUUCUCGCCCGACCCGCGCCAAGGUCAAUUUUGGAAUCCUUCUCGCUAUCACCAUGGGCAUCUGGGGCGGUGGUUAUGCCUUCCAGAAACAAUACACCCGAGAGACCGUCAAGGCCGACAUGGAUUUCAUGGAUAGCGGCUAUGUUGGACCCAUGUUCUUGUACAUGUUCUACGGCUUCUAUGAUGCGGCAUUCCAGACCUGCACCUAUUGGUACAUGGGCUCUCUUUCCAACAACAGUCGCAAAUUGGCCAACUUCGCUGGCUUCUACAAGGGGAUCCAGUCUGCCGGUGCAGCUGGAAUGUGGCGACUGGAUGCCCAAAAGACUCCUUUCAUGGCCGAGUUCGCCUCUUGCUGGGGUCUGCUUGUCGGCAGUAUGUUGAUUGCUUCGCCUAUCAUCUUCUUCAAGGUGAAGGAUAGCACGGCCAUUGAGGAUGACUUACGCUUUUCGGACGAAACCACUGCCGACGUUCUGGGAGAUACCACCAUUCAGAUGGAUGACUAUGAGAAGCCCGAGUCUCAUGAGGAUACCCCCGGGAAGUCUUAA
Molecule: messenger RNA, 1560 nt
Organism: Penicillium odoratum
Lineage: Eukaryota; Fungi; Ascomycota; Eurotiomycetes; Eurotiales; Aspergillaceae
Product: unc-93 family MFS transporter
Exons: 3
Coding region: 1-1560 (519 amino acids)
Biological process (GO): transmembrane transport
Molecular function (GO): transmembrane transporter activity
Source: RefSeq, a predicted model, not a curated record